GAAAGUCGAGGUAUGACAACUGGGGGCUGAGCCACCUGCAUGAUCAAAUGUCUGCGCCUCCUCUCGUUCGCUCUCUUUCGCCCUCGACUGACAAAAGCCCAUCGUCAAAGUGGCUCAGCGCGCUUGAGCCCUAUCAGUUUGACUAGUUGCGCUAUCGUCUUUUGGGGGUCACAGUCCAAAGUUGAGAGGAUUUUGUGGGGGCUGAAUCCUCUCGCUUGCAACCUUGCUCCGCGCUUGCACCUCGUGAAGAAGGUUCUCACUACAUCCGGUGAACUCAGUCCUCCGCCGGGUGCAUAUUUCAGUGACAUCCCUUUUCGAGAUUUGGGAGGGCCAAACAGGAUCGAAAAACUUCUUCGUCAGCCACGGCAGCCAGCCUUGCAUGGCUGUGAGGGCGUGUGGUGACGUCGAUGAACCCAACAAGUUCAAGAACACUGGUGCGUAGAAAAGCAGUAUGC
Messenger RNA from Macroventuria anomochaeta, 455 nucleotides. RefSeq lists its product as uncharacterized. The coding region runs from base 40 to 402 and encodes 120 amino acids. Lineage: Eukaryota; Fungi; Ascomycota; Dothideomycetes; Pleosporales; Didymellaceae. The record is from RefSeq and is a predicted model, not a curated record. The transcript has 2 exons.